AUGAUUUACUCUGGCGAGAUAGAGAAUGGCCAGAUGCAUGGUCGUGGGUGCCUUCAAUACCCGAAUAAUGAGACUUACGAUGGUGAAUGGGUUUUUGGUAAGCGCCACGGUCAUGGAGUAUACACAUACGUUGAUGGUAGCCGCUAUGAUGGAGAAUGGGUGGAGGACAGAGUGCAUGGAAGGGGAACAUGCUACUAUGCCAGCGGAAACAAAUACACCGGAGAUUGGGCUUUUGGUCGCAUCAAUGGCCGAGGUGUCCUGGAAUAUCACGAUGGGGAUCGCUACGAGGGGGACUGGAAGGAUGGACGCAUGCAUGGCAAAGGCGCCUACUGUUACUCGAAUGGUGACAGAUACGACGGCGAAUGGAAAGAUGACAAACGCCACGGUAAAGGUGUUGUUGUUUACGCAGCUGCCGAUGGUUCUGUUUCUGAGAAAUAUGACGGUGAAUGGAUGGAUGGCCGCAUGCAGGGAUGGGGAAAAUACUUUUACGCGGAUGGUGGCGUUUAUGAGGGUGAAUGGAAUGACGGAAGAAUGCAUGGAAGAGGAACAUACGUCUUUCCAAAUGGCAACAGAUAUGAAGGUGAAUGGGUGAAGACAGAAAAC
This is a messenger RNA of Trypanosoma cruzi, 603 nucleotides long. RefSeq lists its product as uncharacterized. NCBI's taxonomy places the organism in Eukaryota, Euglenozoa, Kinetoplastea, Trypanosomatida, Trypanosomatidae. The annotation marks the transcript as partial. The transcript has a single exon. The record is from RefSeq and is a predicted model, not a curated record.